This is a messenger RNA of Alosa sapidissima (American shad), 4919 nucleotides long. RefSeq names its product phosphodiesterase 5A, cGMP-specific, b (gene pde5ab). Gene Ontology annotation, biological process: signal transduction. Bases 346 to 2832 code for a protein of 828 amino acids. Lineage: Eukaryota; Metazoa; Chordata; Actinopteri; Clupeiformes; Clupeidae. The transcript has 22 exons. Gene Ontology annotation, molecular function: 3',5'-cyclic-GMP phosphodiesterase activity; protein binding. The record is from RefSeq and is a predicted model, not a curated record.
GUGCCGCUGUGAGUGUGUGCUUGUGUGAGUUUGUGUGUGUGUGUAUGUGUGUGUGUGUGUGUGUGUGAAAUGGGCUGCAGGAUUUGAAUAGAGCGUCAGCAGCAGUGUGCAGAGUUAAAACCGAGAGCCACAGAAGAGGAGAGCAGACAGACGAGAACCGGCCGGAGAGACACACGGAACACGCACUCGAGAACCGGCCAGAGAGACACACGGAACACGCCGUCUGUGCGGAACUCACUGCUUGUUGAAUACAAGUGUGUGUGUGUGUGUGUGUGUGUGUGUGUGUGUGUGUGUGUGAGACGGAAUAACGCACAUGCGUUCACAGGACCAAGAGCAACUGCAGUCAUGGGGGAGAUGGUAAAUGCCUGGUUCGCUGAGCGCUGUCAUCCUAUCCAGACGUCGUCUAGGGAGGGGUCACGACCCCUGACGGAACUCUGCCCACUCCUGCCUGACCUUUCACCCUCCCCAAGCCCCGCCCCCUCCACACCCACACGCAAGAUCUCCGCCUCCGAGUUUGACCGGCCGCUUCGGCCAAUCAUAGUGAAAGACGCAGAGGGGGCCCUGACCUUCCUGAGCGACACUGAGCCCGUGCAGAUGCCCCUUCCCACCACCCGGUCUGAGGAGGGGCCAGCAGGCGGCGGCGUUGGCGGCGGUGACCGGUGCUCGCGGUUGCUGGAGCUGGUGCGUGACGUCACCAGCCACCUGGACGUUCCGGCGCUGUGCCACCGCAUCUUCCUGCACAUCCACGAGCUGAUCGCCGCCGACCGAUACUCGCUCUUCCUGGUGUGCGAGGACUCGUCCAACAGGAAGUUCCUGGUGAGCCGGCUGUUCGACGUGGCCGAGGGCUCCACGCUGGAGCAAGCGUCCAGCAGCUGCAUCCGCCUGCCGUGGAACAAGGGCAUCGUGGGAUACGUCGCCGCCACCGGCCAGCCACUCAACAUCAGGGAGGCCUACGAGGACCCCAGAUUCAAUGCAGAGGUGGAUCAGAUUACUGGCUACAGGACCCAGAGUAUCCUGUGCAUGCCUAUCAAGAACCAUAGAGAUGAGGUGGUGGGUGUGGCUCAGGCCAUCAAUAAGAAGUGUGCAGAGAACAGUGUCUUUACAGAACAGGAUGAGAAGGAUUUCUCCGCCUACUUGGCCUUUUCAGGAAUCGUGUUACACAAUGCACAGCUGUACGAGACCUCACAGCUGGAGAACCGACGCAACCAGGUCCUGCUAGACCUUGCCAGUGUGAUCUUUGAGGAGCAGCAGUGUUUGGAGACGUUACUGAGGAAGAUCGCAGCCACCAUCCUUUCCUUCAUGCAAGCCCAGAGAUGUGCCAUCUUCAUCACAGAUGCAGAGAAUAUGAACUCCUUUUCCAGUGUAUUCUGCAUGGAUUGCGAGGAACUCAAAGGAGAAGUGGAGUUCACCAGCAGGUACAGAGAACACGAUGCCAAUAAGAUCAACUACAUGUAUGCCCAGUAUGUGAAGAACACUAUGGAGCCUCUGAACAUCGCAGACGCCACUAGAGACCAGCGCUUCACAUGGACCAGUGAGGACCCUGAACCCUCCUGCAGACAGAUCAUGAGUUUGCUAUGCGCCCCCAUACGCAAUGGCAAGAAGGACAAAGUCAUAGGUGUGUGCCAGCUGGUGAAUAAGACAGACGAGGCGUCGGGAGACGUCAAGGCGUUUAACCGUAAUGACGAGCAGUUCCUGGAGGCGUUCGCCAUCUUCUGCGGCCUGGGCAUCCAGAACACUCAGAUGUACGAGACCGUGGAGAGGGCCAUGGCCAAACAGGCCGUCACACUGGAGGUCCUCUCCUAUCAUGCAGCUGCAGCAGAGGAAGAGUCAAGGGCUCUCCAGGUAACUGCGGCGGGGACCAUCCCCUCGGCCCAGUCUUUGCGGCUGAUGGACUUCAGCUUCAGUGACUUCGAGCUGUCGGACGCCGAGACCACUCAGGCCGCCAUGCGCAUGUUCGUCGACCUCAAGCUCGUGCAGAACUUCCAGAUAAAAUACUCGAAUCUGAGUCAGUGGGUUCUGAGUGUGAAGAAGAACUACAGGAAGAACGUGGCCUAUCACAACUGGAGACACGCCUUCAACACCGCUCAGUGCAUGUUCGCUGUGCUGCGCUCUGGGAAACUACAGAAUAAGAUGAGUGAGUUGGAGAUCUUGGCCCUGAUGAUUGCGACUCUCAGCCACGACCUGGACCACCGAGGGGUCAACAACUCCUACAUAAAGAGGAGUGAGCACCCUCUCGCCCAGCUGUACUGCCACUCCACUAUGGAGCAUCACCACUUUGACCAGUGCCUUAUGAUCCUCAAUAGCCCAGGCAGCCAGGUCCUGAGUGGUCUGUCUCUAGAAGAGUACAAGGCUACUCUGAAGAUGAUUGAGAAGGCCAUCCUGGCCACCGAUCUGGCUCUCUACAUGAAGAAGCGGGGGGAGUUCUUUGAUCUGGCCCACAGCAAUGAGUUUGAGUGGGAGGAUGGCAAUCACAGGGAGCUGCUCAGGUCCAUGUUGAUGACGGCUUGUGACAUCUCUGCCAUCACCAAACCCUGGCCAGUCCAGAAGAAGAUAGCUGAGCUGGUGGCCACGGAGUUCUUUGAGCAAGGAGACAAGGAGAGAAGAGAGUUGAACAUCGAGCCCAUCGACCUGAUGAACCGGGAGAAGCGUGAUAAGAUCCCCAGCAUGCAGGUGUCCUUCAUCGACGGCAUCUGCACUCAGCUCUAUGAGACACUGUCGGGCCUGUCUGAGGACUGCCUCCCCCUGCUGGAGGGCUGCAGGAAGAACAGGCAGAACUGGCAGCUGUUGGCGGAGCAGGGCGACGAGGCUGACCUCAUCAACGGCUCCCUGUGAGACAUGCACGGGGGGCAGGGGUCACACUCGAUACGCACGACCCGAGAGUGUGUUUGUGUCUGUUUACUCCACAGGGCAUAUUCCUGUUCCACAGGGCGUGUUCCGAUUCCCUAAGUUCCACAGGGCGUGUUCCGAUUCCCCAAGUUCCACAGAGUGUGUUCCUAUUCCCUUGUCCACGUUCCUUUGACCCUCCAAGGGCAUGUUCAACAUGGUCCAACUCCACACGAUCACAUUCCUUUGGGCAUGUUCACCUCCCUCCAGCAGUGCACCCUCUUGCCCUUUCCCAUCCCCCACAACCAGGACACCCGCUCAGUCUGGCUCGGGCCUCAUCCGGAUCGGCGUUUAGUCCCGACCUGAUCGGCACCAGAGAGGACCCGAUUGGACCCACCGCGAGACUGACAGCCCGCCCCCCCAAAACCCCCCAACCCCACUAAGAGGUGGCAUUGACACUAAGCUUUAUUUAUUGCCAUAGUUUUAUUUUUUAAACUGUAAGUUUGUGCAGUUCACUUUCACAGGUAGCUGACAGGGAAGUUAUUUAUACAUUUAAGAAUGUUUACACACACACAUAGCACAACAUUUCAGAAUGUUUACACACACACACAGCAUCGUCCACACUGUAGCAGCAGCUAGGAGUACCCAAGAGGGCAUGUCCAUACACACGUCUGUGUGUGUAUGUUAACAUUCUACAUACACCGUUGUGUGUGUAUGUUAGAUUACAGUGUAGCAGGUAGGUACACCCUAGUGUGCAUGUGCACACACAUCUGAGUGUGUGUUUGUGUGUGCGUGUGAACACCGGUCUAAACACACACAUAUCUGUGUGUAUGUAUGUUAGUAACACUUUUCAUGAGAAAUACUGUUUUUUGUUUGUCACUUUACUGUGCCACAUACAUCUUAUAUUAACAUUUAUUAUCUAUAAAACACAUGAAGUGGCCUUCCAGACGAGAACAUGUGACAACACGUUUGCUUCAUUCAGCCGAAUCUAAAGAUUAGGGACGAAUCCCAGCCAAAUACGGACCAGAAUCUAAAGCAGAUUAGGGACGAAUCCCAGCCAAAUACGUACCAGAAUCCUCUACUGCCUGACAACCAAAACUAAACAUGACCAACGCAGUCUUCAGUCAGUCAGUAGCAGAGAUUUCAGGUGUUUGCCAUGUCAAUCACAGCAAAACCAGAGUGAGAGUGUGUGUGCGUGCGAGUGUGUGCACGUGUGUGUGUGCUCAUCUCUGGUGAGGCAUAAAACAGUUCACAGGUCGGCCGCUCUUUUACACUCGUCUCUCAGCAGGUGUUUCCUAUUCAGUCACUGUGUGUGUGCGUACACAUGUGCUUACACAGGUGGGGGAUGCUAAAGUGUGCUCCCAUUCACACACACGCGACUGUUUGAUGUCCCUGAAUGAGGUCUAAACGAGUCGCAGCGAAGCAGGCAGGCACCUGGGAAACCAGCUCUCUGUGAUCAAUGCCAACGUGAUUACCAAAUAAGAACACAUUUGUUCAUUCAGUCUCUGUGUGAAUGUGUGAGAGAGAACAUGAACAAUACUAUUUCUGAAGCCAUGACAACUGUAAGGCAACAUUAGAGCACUAUUUCUGUGUGUGUAUGUGUGUGUAACAGCUGUAAGGCAACAUUAGAGCACUAUUUCUGUGUGUGUAUGUGUGUGUAACAGCUGUCAGGCAAAUGCAAAAGGACCCCAACUGAAGCCAUAACAGAAGUGACUCAUGUCUAUUUUUAUACACAAUGGAGGGAACAGACCACACACACUCUGGUUCUCUGGCAAACACUGCUUUGGUCUAAAUUUAGACCAAACGUAUCCAGAACUGUUCUACACCAGACCAAACCAGUGCUGUAUCCAAAACUGUCUAAACCAGACCAAAACGGUUCCACGCCAGACCAAGAAGGGUUCUGGACAGGUUCCGUACCCUGGAAGGGUUCCCCUCAGGCUGAUGUUCUCACAUGUUCUCCUGGAAGCUCUGUCUCUUGGAGCUGCUGCACUUUGUAGAGGGCUGUCACUAGGGCUGCUAUUUUCUACUGAACUUUUCCAGAGCCUUUAUUUAUGAACCUGUCAAAUGUUUUUUCUCUUUUUAAACAUACAAAACUG